This is a messenger RNA of Prorocentrum cordatum, 2377 nucleotides long. Lineage: Eukaryota; Dinophyceae; Prorocentrales; Prorocentraceae. The record is from the annotation of a GenBank genome assembly.
GGCUCGAGGCUGGUUGCCUCGGGGCCCAGCCCCCGAGCGCCGCCGGGGAGGGGCGCCUCCGAGCCGCCGCGGCUGGCGCUCUCCCCCCCGGGGCGCGGGCCGUGGAGCCGCGGCGAUGGCCGCCGUGGCGGUCGACGUUGUGAAAGAAUCGACGAUCGGGGUGGGUCUGGGUCGGGGGCAUGCCUCGCCGAGCGGGGUGGAAGAGCACGACGUGCUCGUGCUGGGUGCAGGCUUGAGCGGCAUAUUCCUGCCCGACUAUCAUCUGAGACGCUUGGGCACCAAGCGUUUCGCGGUCCUGGAUCGGCGGGCCGACGUGGGCGGCAUGUGGGCAGAGCUGAGGUUCCCAGGCCUGCGGACCGACUCGCCGCUGGGGCUGUACGGAUACUCGUUCCACGCCUCCUCCAGGACCACGCGCAUGAUGCCCACGCGAGAGGAGCUCCUGGAAUAUUUCAGGGAAGUCGUCGACGAGCACGGUUUGGAUCAGUACAUGCGCUUUGGCCAGCACGUGCAGCGAGCCGAAUUUGAUUCCCAGUCGGGUCGCUGGCAGUUGACCACUUCGGGGGGCAGGCGCUUCAGCUGCCAGCACGUAAUGAACUGCACUGGAUAUUUCGAUUUGUUCGACCCUUACAUUCCAGAGAUCCCAGGAAUGGCAAUUUUUUCUGGCAGGAUUGUGCACACGCAUUCUUGGACAGACGACGUGGAGUACGAGGGCAAGCGGGUCGUUCUGGUGGGCAGCGGGGCAACGGCAGUGACGACCGCGCCAGCCCUUGCCCGGGGCGCUAAAAGCUUGACUAUGUUGCAGCGCUCCCCAACUUACAUCCGAUCGAGCGCACUACACUAUCCAAGGUGGUCUUUCUGGACUAUUGCGACGCGCUUGGUGCAGGCAGGCGGCAUCCUGAAGAUCCUUGGGAGGUGCAUGUUUCGCGCCAUCUUCUGGUGGAUGCGGCGCAAAGCCUUGUGGGAGACGAAAGCUUUCAACGACAGGCAGCUGGCAUGGAGUGCAUCGCUGCCGGAAGCAGUGGCAGCGAGGGAGAGGGACGGUGCAGCGGCUGUCGAGGCCAUUGCGCGGCGCUUCCCGGAGCUGCGACGACACUUCACGCCCGAGUACCCCCUCUUCGAGCAGCGCACGGGUUUCGCGCCGGGCGACGAGUUCUUCUCCGCCCUCCAGCGAGGACGACUCCGAGUCAUCACCGCGCACAUCGACCGCUUCACACCCGGCGGCGUCCGCCUCAAGCCGCUGUCGAGCGGCGCCCGAGCAGCUGCGGAGAGCUGCGGCGAGCCAGAGACACCAGAGCACCUGGAGGCCGACCUCGUUGUCCUCGCGACGGGCCACAAGCUGAGCCUGCUCGGCGGCGUGGAGCUGGUUGUCGACGGCCGCCCGCAGCUGCUCGGCGAGAAGAUGGCGUACCGGGGCGGCCUCAUGGUCUCCGACGUGCCCAACAUGUUCCACUUUUCGGGCUACUUCAAGUGGGACGUACACCCAGCGCCUGGAGGCGCAGGUGCCGCUGGUGCUGCGCAUCCUGCGCUUCAUGCGCUCGCAGGGGCUUGCGUCGGUGGUGCCCCGGUGGCGCGGCGGCCCGGGAGACGUGGACCCGUGCCCGCAGGUUGGCCUCAUCACCUCCUCUGCGGGGCACGCGGACGCUGGCUGGCGGGGCCCUGGCUACGCGAGGCGGGACGCGGCCCAGCGGAGCCGGCCAGGCGUGGGGACCCACUCGCCGUGGAGGGGGGGCUGGAACUACCAUGAGGACUGGCUGGACUGCGGGCAGGCCAGCGUCGAGGACGGCGUGCUCGAGUACUCGGCCGGGGCGCCGCCCUCUUCCCGUGAUCUGGCGGGGGGGGAGAGCGGGCACGACCUGUGUCCUGCGGUUGAAGUGCAAUCCCCUGGGUAGCCGGCCGGAUCGACAGCCACCCUCCGUAGGGGGGGCGAUCGCGGGUCGGCGACCUGGGUUCCCCCCCCUGCUGGGUUCCCCCCCAGCACGGGUGUUCCUCAGGCCCCAUCCUCCGCUCGCCGCCCGGCUCUGGGAGGCGUGGCGGGCAGGUUGAGUGCGGUGCCGCGCUCCAUGCCCCUUCGGCGGACAUGUGCCCAUAAUUUGUCAUGCGUCAGUGCGGUCCGUCUCAUGGUGUCUUUGUGCAAUGUGGCACGUGGCUUCCCACCAUUGCCCAUAUCUGUUCAUCUGGUCCAGGGCUUCGCGGCACCAUUUCACCUGUCUCAAGGCUUUUAGUAUUUUGAGUCAAGUCUCAGGCCUCCCGCGGAUAUCCCCUCCAGAGGCUGCCCUGUCUUCUUUGACUUUUUUUGUCACUUGGCGGCUCAGGCCUCGACCGACCCCAAGACAAUUGAGCACGACCACGCGUCCAUGCCACCGUCCGCCGCCGCCUC